Messenger RNA from Fukomys damarensis (Damara mole-rat), 2621 nucleotides. RefSeq names its product solute carrier family 12 member 8 (gene Slc12a8). Gene Ontology annotation, molecular function: potassium:chloride symporter activity. The transcript has 13 exons. Bases 197 to 2338 code for a protein of 713 amino acids. The record is from RefSeq and is a predicted model, not a curated record. Gene Ontology annotation, cellular component: membrane. Gene Ontology annotation, biological process: cell volume homeostasis; chloride transmembrane transport; potassium ion import across plasma membrane. Lineage: Eukaryota; Metazoa; Chordata; Mammalia; Rodentia; Bathyergidae.
CCUUCCUGCCGGUCCCGCGCCCCCUACUUCACCUCGAACACUCCUCGCGCCUCGCCCUGGACAGGGUCCCUAAGGCGCACCGGGUCGGGAGGAGUGAGAUCCCUGAGCCCCACACUGAAGGGACAGGGACUACAGGGGCAGCGUCGACCUUCCAGCGGGGGGCUCCAGGUCCCGCUCCGACACAGUCUCCGGGAGGAUGGCCCAGGGGGCUCCGGCGCGGGAGCUCUUCCUCGAGGUGGCCCAGCAGGGGGCCCUGGCCCAGCCCCAGCCCUGGUGGAAGAUCCAGCUGUUCGUGUGGGAGCCCGUGCUGUUCGGGACCUGGGAUGGUGUGUUCACGUCCUGCAUGAUCAACAUUUUUGGGGUUGUCCUUUUCUUAAGAACCGGCUGGCUGGUGGGAAACACAGGCGUGCUCAUGGGCAUGCUUCUGGUGUCCUUCGUCGUCACCGUGGCGCUGGUCACUGUGCUGUCCGGCAUCGGCAUCGGGGAGCACAGUGGCGUGGGCAGUGGUGGCGUCUACUCCAUGAUCUCCUCCGUCCUCGGCGGGCAGACGGGAGGCACUGUCGGGCUGCUGUAUGUAUUUGGACAGUGUGUUGCAGGUGCCAUGUACAUCACGGGCUUUGCCGAAUCCAUCUCUGAUUUGCUGGGCCUCAGGAACAUCUGGGCCGUGCGAGGAAUCUCAGUUGCGGUGCUUCUGGCCUUGCUGGGUAUUAACCUAGCAGGUGUCAAAUGGAUAAUUCGCCUCCAGCUGCUGCUGCUGCUCCUCCUGGCAGUGUCCACACUGGACUUCGUGGUGGGCUCUUUCACCCACCUGGAUCCAGAACAUGGCUUUGUUGGAUAUUCACCAGAACUACUGUGGAACAACACACUACCAGAUUACAGCCCAGGGGAAUCUUUCUUCACUGUGUUCGGGGUGUUCUUCCCAGCAGCUACAGGAGUCAUGGCGGGCUUCAACAUGGGAGGCGACCUCCGGGAGCCCGCGGCCAGCAUCCCCCUGGGCUCCCUGGCAGCCGUUGGCAUCUCAUGGUUUCUGUACAUCAUCUUUACCUUCCUGCUUGGUGCCAUCUGUACCCGAGAGGCCCUCCGCUAUAACUUCCUCAUAGCUGAAAAGGUGUCCCUAGUGGGCUUCCUGUUCCUCCUGGGCUUGUAUAUCUCCUCCCUCGCCUCCUGCAUGGGUGGACUCUAUGGAGCUCCCCGGAUUCUGCAGUGCAUCGCCCAGGAGAAGGUGAUUCCUGCACUUGCCUGCCUGGGGAAAGGGAAAGGGCCAAAUAAAACACCAGUAGCAGCCAUCUGCCUGACCAGCUUGGUGACCAUGGCUUUUGUCCUUGUGGGUCAAGUGAACAUCCUGGCACCCAUUGUCACCAUCAACUUCAUGCUGACCUAUGUCUCGGUGGACUACUCCUACUUCUCCCUGUCCAUGGUUCUCUGCACCGUCCCUGAAGGGCCUGAACCAGUGCUGAGGGAGGACCCAGAAACUCUCCACUGCUCAGAGCAUCUGCUCUUGGAGAAGGCUCCCAGCUAUGGCUCCGAGGGCCCUGCCCAAAGCCCCUCUGAGGGUACCCUGCUGGAAUUCACCAAGGACAUGGAUCAGCUUCUCCAGCUAAGCAGGAAGCAUGACAGUGGCCACCCAAGACCAGGAGAAAGCAGUAGGAUCUCAGAGAAUCAGAAGAGAAAAUACAAGGCCAUCAAGCAAACCCUACAAGAUAGCUUCCUCUUGGACCUCAACUCCCUUAAUUCCUUUCCUACUGAGGAGUCUGACAUGUUGCCCACGGCCUCCUGGGAGGGGGAGGAGUCCUACCAGGACAAGUGGAUUUCCAGGAGUGAGGAGACUUGGCCUGAGGGCGCACGUGGAGAACCACUUGUCCCUGAGCUGCGCAGCCAGCUUAGGGUGAAUGGAGAAGAUUUCUUCCAGAAGUCCAAACUCCAGGAACAAGAGAUCCAGAGGAGAUCAACUUCUUUCUACAUCCACAUGUGUAACCCCUGGGUCUCCCUGUUAGGAGCAAUUGGGUCCCUUCUCAUCAUGUUUGUGAUCCAGUGGGUCUACACCCUGGUUAGCAUGAGUGUUGCUGCUGCUCUGUACUUCUACAUUGGCCAGACCAGUCCAGGACUCUACCUUGGAUCAGCCUCCAAUUUCAGCUUUUUCAGAUGGAUGAGGUCUCGUCUGUUCCCCUCCUUCAGGAGCCUGCGGUCCCCCCAGGAGCAGAUCGUUGUGGCACCCUCUGUCGCGAGGGUGGACAUGGCAAUGACUCAGCUCACCCAGGAGAAUGCAGACUUCGCAGCUCGGGAUCGCUACCACUGCUCCUGGCUCCUGAGUCGGGAGCAGCUGCUGCCCCCAUACUAGGAGCUGGGCUGGGACUCUUGUUUCCCUGGACACAGGGGGCCCACACCUCAGAACCUCUGAGGUGCUGCGUCUCCCCAGCAGGAAACUCCAUGGCUGGCUUCCCACUGCCACUCUUGCCUGCACCCUGGCCCAGAUCCUCGGCUAGCCCAGGGGAGUGCUGGGAAUUGGGAGGCCUCUGGAACCGGGCACCCUGCCACAGAGCUCCAGCUGGGAUGCCGGGACUCUCAGGGGACACCAGGACAAACAGGUGUGGAGGAGAACACGAACCAAAAUGCUUGGUUUA